GGACAGUCAGCGUGAGCAAGAGAGAGAGACAGGAGCCCUGGCUGGUGCAGCUGUCCCUCGCAUUCCAGGCGUGUCGUCAGUCCACAGAUUGGAGAAUUAACUGGGACUAGGGACUGUGGGGCCAUUCCGACACUUUUCCUUCAGGCGAUAACUUAGUUUGCUUUACUCUCCUUCCUUUCGGACACUUGUGUAAUACAUAAAUCCGGCUCUGACCAGUCUUGGGCCAGAGGCCCCCAAUAUGGCGGACCAGUAUAACACCAACGAGGAGAAAAUCCUGAGGGAUAGUCACACCAAGGAGAUUGACUUGAUCAACAGGGACCCAAAGCAGAUCAAUGAAGACGUUGUGAAGGUGGAUUUUGAGGAUGUGAUAGCCGAGCCCGAUGGCACCCACAGUAUGGAUGGAGUGUGGAAGGCCAGCUACACCACCUUCACUGUCUCCAAGUACUGGUGCUACCGAGUGCUGUCCGCCAUCUUUGGCAUCCCAGUGGCGCUGCUGUGGGGCUUCUGUUUCGCAUGCAUCUCCUUCUGUCACAUUUGGGCAGUUAUGCCCUGCAUUAAGAGCUAUCUGAUCGAGACCCAGUGCCUGAGUCGAAUCUACUCUCUCUGCAUCCACACCUUCUGUGACCCCUUUUUCGAAGCUCUGGGGAAAAUUUUCAGCAGCGUACGGGUGGCAUUACGCAAAGAGGUUUAGAUUUCCUAGACAAGUCAAGGUUUACAUGUUCGGUCCUACAAAUAGCGGAUUUUGGGUAAAAGUUCCCUUAAAAUGAAAGAAAUGCACAUGUGCCCCUAUGCAUUGUUUUAUGUUCUCACUGUAUGUAAGAGGCUUUGGGAGCAAUUCAGAAUUAGGCCACCUGCUUGUUCAGAGAGACAUACUGUGAUGAUGAAAGGCCUCUCUGACUGACAAUGGAGAACAAGUCUUAUCUGAUAUCAUGGGGUUUCUAAGUUUGACAGAUUAAAAUGGGUAUGUUGCUGCGUGUGGUAUUUUUAUCAUGAUAAUGUCAGGUGUAUUCUGUACAACUACUAAUUAAACAGUUCAUUUUAAACAAUAA
Messenger RNA from Pimephales promelas (fathead minnow), 1049 nucleotides. It is a transcript of the gene cav3, whose product is annotated as caveolin 3. NCBI's taxonomy places the organism in Eukaryota, Metazoa, Chordata, Actinopteri, Cypriniformes, Leuciscidae. Gene Ontology annotation, cellular component: sarcolemma; focal adhesion; caveola. Gene Ontology annotation, biological process: regulation of membrane potential; caveola assembly; regulation of cytosolic calcium ion concentration. The record is from RefSeq and is a predicted model, not a curated record. Gene Ontology annotation, molecular function: molecular adaptor activity; transmembrane transporter binding.